GUAGCAUUGUUUAGUGCUUAUAAAGUGUAGUGAUUGUUUAAAGCAUUUUAUACAGAAUUGUAAAAAUGUCAGACACCGAACAGAAAGAGGCAAUAGCCGCGCGUGGUCGCGCCAAAGGGUCAAUUACACGUUUAAAAAACAGCUUUGACCGAGAAGCGCUCAUAAAUUCGCCGAUAGAGUUAGUGCUAGCAAAGAAAACUAGGCUUCUAGAGACCUUUCGUGAAUAUGAGCGCCUCACUAGCAAGGUUGCCUCGCUUUUUUCCUCCCCACCAGCUACUCUCGCCACCGAUGACGAGGAGGUUGAAGACAACUACAUUUUAUUGUUAGCACAGCUAGAAAGUAUAAUAAAUGUCAUCCGCCUGAGAGACAACCCUCCUCAAGCGAGCCCUAGCGUAAGUGUCAAGUCGGAGAACCUCAAGCUGCCUCGAGUCGUCAUAAAAACAUUCACAGUUGUCAAACAGCAUCUUGCUGCUCUGCAAAACCUGGGUGAGCCGGUAGAUAAGUGGGAUGCCAUAAUCAUUUGCAUCCUAUCUAAGAAGAUUGACCUGCCUACCUACAGAGCAUUUCAACUGGAGCGAGAUAAUAAUGUGUCGCCCACGGUAAAAGAAUUCCUAGGUUACGUGGAAAAACGUGCCCUAGCAUUUGAAAACACUGACGUCCAGAAGGGGCCUUCGCAGAGCUUUGUCAGCCGUCCUGUGGCUGCAGAAGCAAAGCUGUCAGCGCAUCAGCCUCAGCGGCAAUGUUUAUACUCCUAUCGUGACUGCGGGCACUGCAAGUACUUCCGCACCGAGCCUUACAACCUCGAGUGCUGCAGCUUCGAGUACUUCAAUAGCAUGCGCCGCUACGCCACAAGGCCCGACCCUAGUGCAGACAUCAUUUGGCGUGAUCAUCGGUGGUCGAAUGCAGCUACCUGCAAGAAAAAAGUCCAAGCAGAAUAUUCACCUCUGCCCACCGAGCUACCUGAACUGAAAGCUGAUCAUACCAACUGA
Molecule: messenger RNA, 989 nt
Organism: Cydia fagiglandana
Lineage: Eukaryota; Metazoa; Arthropoda; Insecta; Lepidoptera; Tortricidae
Exons: 5
Coding region: 66-989 (307 amino acids)
Source: RefSeq, a predicted model, not a curated record